UGGCGAGAUCCUGUUGGCCCUGUUGGCGUCCUCGGCGUGUUGCUUGCGUGGUCUGCGUGCGGCUGACGACAUGUUUCAAAGGCGUGUUUUGGAGGCUAAGAUAUAUUUCUUUAGGUAGUAUUUUCAGUUUUCUGCUUCUUUCGUCGAUGAUCCAAGAUGUCCUCGACAAGUAACCAAAAACUGCCGACGAAGGAGCGAAUCGUCAAGAGUGUGCCCCUCCCGCCAAGUCACCGGCUGACCUGCGCCGAGGUGUUUGACUCCGUCACCGGCCGACCGAGACCUGACGUCCUGAGGCACCACUUCCUCGUGGAGGGUCGACUCCAGGAGACGGCCGCGCUGAGGAUCAUCAACGAUGGUGCGGCACUGCUGAGGACCGAGCAGACCAUGAUUAAUAUUGAGGCGCCGGUUACAGUGUGUGGUGACGUGCACGGUCAGUUUUUCGACCUGAUGAAACUGUUUGAGGUUGGGGGACCCCCCGCCACCACCAAGUACCUGUUCCUAGGCGACUACGUCGAUAGAGGCUACUUCAGCAUAGAGUGCGUUCUGUACCUGUGGUCUCUGAAGCUGAACCAUCCCAACACACUGUUCUUGCUGCGAGGGAACCACGAGUGUCGACAUCUCACCGAGUAUUUCACCUUCAAACAGGAGUGCAACAUCAAGUACUCGGAGCGGGUUUACGACGCGUGUAUGGAGGCGUUUGACUGCCUGCCCCUGGCGGCUCUGAUGAACGGCCAGUUCCUCUGUAUUCACGGCGGUCUGAGCCCCGAGAUACACACGCUGGAUGACAUACGGAGGCUGGACCGAUUCAAGGAGCCUCCCGCCUUCGGUCCCAUGUGCGACCUCCUCUGGGCUGACCCGCUGGAGGAUUUCGGGAAUGAGCGGAACACCACUGAACACUUUAUGCACAACAGUGUGAGAGGGUGCUCCUACUUCUACAGUUACGCUGCGUGUUGUGACUUUCUGCAGCAGAACAGUCUUCUGUCCAUCAUCCGGGCCCACGAGGCCCAGGACGCCGGGUACCGCAUGUACCGGAAGAGCCAGACGACCGGCUUCCCGUCUCUGAUCACCAUCUUCUCGGCACCAAACUACCUGGACGUUUACAACAACAAGGCGGCUGUUCUGAAGUACGAGAACAACGUGAUGAACAUCCGCCAGUUCAACUGUUCGCCCCAUCCGUACUGGCUGCCUAACUUCAUGGACGUGUUCACAUGGUCCAUGCCCUUCGUCGGAGAAAAAGUGACGGAGAUGCUGGUGAACCUGCUGAACAUCUGCUCAGAUGACGAGCUCAUGUCCUCGGGAGACGAGGACACGCUGGAGGAUGAAAAAGCAGCCGCCCAGCGGAAGGUGGUUAUCAAGAACAAGAUCCGCGCCAUCGGCAAAAUGGCGCGAGUCUUCUCCGUGCUGCGAGAGGAGAACGAAUCAGUUCUCCAGCUGAAGGGCCUCACGCCGACCGGCGCUCUGCCUCUGGGCGCUCUCUCCGGGGGAAAGGUUGGGCUGCGCAGCGCCCUACAAGGGUUCUCCCCCAGCCACAAGAUCGCGUCGUUCGCCGAGGCGAAGGGGCUUGACGCGAUGAAUGAAAGAAUGCCGCCGAGACGCGAGUCGGCUGGCGCGGCAGGAUCGACUGAGAAUGGGAGGGAGUCCAACAGCAGGGCUUAGAGGACGCAGAUGAUGGCGACAUCUAUAUGGGACGACGAUGGCGACACCUAUAUUGGAGACGGUGGCGACAUGAGGCACGAAAAUGAUGGCGGGAUCUAUAUGGAAAAUGCUUGUGAGACGGGAUUAGAUGUGCUGCAACACUGAAAUGGGACAUGGUCGUGACGUUCAUUGAAAACAUGGUGCGUUUUUGUGGGCGAUGGUGGUGACACCUUUAAAGAUAUGGCGAUACCUAUAGAAAGACGGAAGAAAUUUGUCGUAAAUAUGAUCGUGCUGCCAUCAGGCGAGGGUAUUUAUGAAAAUAAGGAGGACAAGGGCGCAUGAUUAUGAAGAAAGAUGAAAUUUUCGAGUGUAGUUCGAUCAUGUUGACGGGGACGAAGGUAAAACCUGCAUGAGGUGCGUGAGAUGGGAGCUAUGUGGUCUCAGAAUGUGGUAGAAUGAAGUGGUCUCAAGAACUGAAAAGCAGUGCUGCCACGGUGAUCAAAUACGGCCGCCAUGUUGGAACGAUCUCAGGUGUGACUACAGAGCCAUCUAUAUGCCAUUUCGGGCGAUGAGAGCGCCACCUAUAGUGGCGAUCGCGGAACUUCGCGUCGCGAGUGAUUCAGUUCGAAGAAACGGAAAAGUGAGUGAGCCCAAGUGGGAAGUGAAGGCUUAAAAAAAAAAACUCGACUGAGCCUUCAUACGAUGAACUAGUCAUAAAGGCUGAUGACAGAAAAGCGCUGGCGCUGCAUAUAGACGCUAUGGGGAGUCAAAGGUGUGAUCUUUGUGACCAAAGAGACUACAAAUGGGUGAUACAAGACCAGUUAUGUUCCAGUGAGUCAGAGAUAUUUCCGCGAGUCAGUCAGUUGUGGCCAGAAAUGAGUCACGAGUCGACCUAAAUGAGUCAGUCCUGACCGAGUCAGUCAUGAGUCAGGAAACCAGGUCAGUUGAUGUUUUGGGCGAUGUGGGCACUGGGGAGUUAUGUUAGUGUUGUUGGCUGUAUGAUAGACUUUAUCGUGACUCUCGCUGGGACGAGUGAAGGGCGUAACUUGCGAGCGCUACCUAUACUGAAACAAUCUCACCCGAGGUCGGCAUGUCAACCGGUGCCUCGCGAGUACCACUAUCUGCAACAAUUUUUGGCCACCCUCCCAGGAGUAAAGCUAGGUCCCAUUGCGGUAUACUCGUGUCCGUUAACAGCGGUCACAACUAACCUGCAAUGGGAUCUAGCUUUUCUCUUGGAAGGGUGGCCAAAAAUUAUUGCAGAUAGGGGUACUCGCGAGGCACCAGUUUACCCGCCGGCCUCGGGUGAAAUUGUUUUCAGUGUGCGUUCCUGCGCCGACUGCAGCGCCGCCUAUCGGUGAGUGUGCGAGUGUUCUGUUUCCAUCGCGAUCACCUCGCCUGAUUACGUUUCGUGAAUGUUGUUGUUCCGCUUUCUGAACGCGGUUGAAAUAAAUGCCGACACACGCAA
Molecule: messenger RNA, 3100 nt
Organism: Amphibalanus amphitrite
Lineage: Eukaryota; Metazoa; Arthropoda; Thecostraca; Balanomorpha; Balanidae
Product: serine/threonine-protein phosphatase 2B catalytic subunit 3-like
Exons: 12
Coding region: 157-1656 (499 amino acids)
Biological process (GO): calcineurin-mediated signaling
Cellular component (GO): calcineurin complex; cytoplasm
Molecular function (GO): calmodulin-dependent protein phosphatase activity; calmodulin binding
Source: RefSeq, a predicted model, not a curated record